AGGCCGUUGGGGGGUGCUGCCCUGAGAGGUGCGGCCUCCAUCUGAGGCAUCUUCACAGGUCUCUUCAGUUUGCAGAAUCCACGCAGGUGGGACCAAGAGGUCCACACUCGGUUCCCGGGGCUGCCUGUCAGGUGCCUGCCCUGCCCGCUCUGCUGCCAGCCCUCUGCCGCCUGCAGUGGUCAUGCCUCGGGGACAGAAGAGCAAGCUCCGAGCUCGCAAGAAGCGCCUGCAGACUCACACUGUUACCCAGGGUGCCAAGGCUGCCCAGGCCGUUGGGGAAGAGGAAAGAGAGAAUCUCUCUCCCUCUGUUCCUUCCUCUCCUGUUGGGGUGGGUGUUCCCCCAAACUCCCCUGCAUCGUGUAUUUCCCAGUGUGUACUUGGAGGUCAACCCUCUAGCUCUCUUGAUGCAGGUGUUUCUGAUGCAUGUUCUCAUGUAGGUGUUGAAAGUGGGGCAAAGGCAAGCCUUUCCAAGGAGGCACCUUCUGCUCGGAUAUCUAUCAGAGAUCCUCUGUCCAGGAAGACCCAUCAGUUGGUGCAGUUCCUCCUGGAGAAAUAUAAUAACCAAGAGCCCAUCAUGCAGGCAAACAUGCUGAAGGUUGUCACCAGAAAGUAUAAGGCACACUUUCCUGAGAUCCUCAGGAAAACCUCUGAGCGUCUUGAGCUGGUGUUUGGGCUUGACUUGAAGGAAGUCAAUCCCAGUAGUCACAUGUAUGUCCUUGUCAGCAAGCUAGGCCUCUCCACUGAGAGUAGUCUGCAUGGUAACCAGGGCUUGCCCAAGACAGGUCUCCUGAUGACACUCCUGGGCGUGAUCUUUAUGAAUGGCAACCGUGCCACUGAGGCGGAGAUGUGGGAGUUCCUGAAUGCUCUGGGGAUCUAUGCUGGGAGGAGGCACUUAAUCUUUGGGGAACCCGAGAAGCUCAUCACCAAAUUGGUGCAGGAAAAUUACCUGGAGUACCGUCAGGUGCCCAAUAGCAACCCUCCAUCCUAUGAAUUUCUGUGGGGUACCAGAGCACAUGCUGAAACUACCAAGAUGAAAGUCCUGGAAGUUUUGGCCAAGAUCAAUGACACUGUCCCUCGCUGCUACCCUGAUCUCUAUGAGGAGGCUUUAAGAGAUGAGCAAGAGAAGGCAGGACUGCAAGCUGCAGGCAGGGCCUCCACGGUUGCCAGGUCCAGGGUGGGUUCUAAGGCCAAGUCCCGCAGGUCCUCCCACACCUAAUGAGGUCUGAGCAGUAUUUUUCACUUUGGUUGAAAAGGGUAGUCAUGCUCUGUGGUACAAAAUAGCAGAAACAGGAGGAGACAAAAUAGAUAUUUAAUCUUUUACUGUGUUACAUUAGUAACUUGUUAUAUUUGUUUUCUGUGUUAUUUUAUAAAUAUUCCUUUUAAUUGAAAACUUACAUUGUAUCACAGUCUUUGUUUCUUAAUCUCAUGAAUCACAAAUUUAUUUCUGUUUUUCAUGUUCAAUACUUGAAUUUUGUUAUGUCUGGACAAAUUUAUAAACCUUGAGUAUGUUCCUUUUACUACAGAAUAAGUUAAUUUGGUAGUGUGAUAGGAAUGUUCAUGGAAAUGUAAAAGAACUACACAGUGAAAUGAUAAUGUUGACA
Molecule: messenger RNA, 1601 nt
Organism: Oryctolagus cuniculus (rabbit)
Lineage: Eukaryota; Metazoa; Chordata; Mammalia; Lagomorpha; Leporidae
Product: melanoma-associated antigen B1
Biological process (GO): negative regulation of transcription by RNA polymerase II
Cellular component (GO): nucleus
Source: RefSeq, a predicted model, not a curated record